CAGAACUAUGAUUGGCCAUUCGGUUUACCGAAUCUGGCUCGUUGUCUUUAUUUGUUCUGCCGCAAUGGUUCCUCCUUUUUGGAUAGGUCAUUUCGGAGAACCAUCUCCUCAUAUUCCAACAAUAAGCAAUCUCUGCAUCUCCGCAAGAUGGAAUGGCCCCCGAGAGCCCGUCAAUGCCUGAAAUGGGCCUUGAGGCAGUGGAGUUCCGAGCCGGAUCUACGAUCGACCGCGAUACCCGCCCGAACAUGACUGCUUGACACCCACCGCACUGUGCGAUCCAUCGUCACAUCCAUCAUCAAAAGGUCUUACGGGCACAUACAUGGAAUAUCUAAGUGCAGCAAUCUGCCGCCUUUGCAAGCUGAAGUCUUGGUGAGAGACCCCCGCAGGGCCGCCUAAACCGCUACUAAGCUGGCUCCGUUUACAUACCGACUCUUUGCUCGCAACGAGCUCUGUUUCUGAAUCGGGCAAAGACUGGGCUGCCAUCUGUUCCCAUCUCCGAAGCAUCGGCUCCGACAGAUGAGGGUAGCGUUUUGAAUUCUUUGUUUCUUGAUGAAAUUUCACCACUCUUGGACAAAGGGCGAUGCAAAAACAAUUUCGAGGCCAAUAGCCUAUUAUGAUUAUUACAGAAGUACAGAAGGAAGUGGUAUGGCUUUCCGCAGUGCAGAAGCACAAUGGCUUCGAUUGGUGACGACAAUAUGCAGCUCUACCUUGGUCGCCAACUUUCAGCCUCCUCAAUUGACCAAUUGGCAUAUACCCUGAGCGCAGCCUCCUGGAGUUGCUUGUGGCUGCUCACACACUGUCACAAGCGGAAAAAGAGAUUGGUCAUCAGCUUGAGCCUAGUGGAGGUACAAGAUUCAGCCACCAGGUGCCUACAGGUGACAGGUCAAAGGCUCGAUCCUUCCACUCCGUUGAACGCUGCUCACCCCCCUCACAAGUUCUUUAAAUAGUGUCGAAGUACCCUUCUCUCAUCUGCUCGAAUAUAUCAUCUGAGCCAGCCCGGAGAUCCUAGUGUGGAUGCAAAGACAAGCAUUUAGUUCGCCAUGCCUUGCGGUCAAUCGUACACCACCGACCCUGCCCCCGAAUUCAGGUUUGUUGACGAUGAAGCCCUGCAAUCGGUCAAAACCAAGCAUAAAGAGAGUGCGGCAAGGCGCGCACAUGCAGCCCGAGUCGCUCACCAGCGCCGACGUGAGCGGCAGCAGCGGGAGCACGAGACUACGUCAACUGGGAAAAAUGGGUUGGUGUCUGAAAGCGAAACCGUAGACCUGUCUCCGCCGUCGGAGUUCAGUUUCGUUCACGAGGGGGACGGAGAUACUGGGAGAGGUCGAGUUGAGGUUCCAGCAAAACAACAGGUGCAUGACCUGACUGUCGCUCAGAGGAAUCCAUCUCCAGCAUACACUGCCGCCAUCCUAGGUCGCCGACUUGACCAGGGGGGAAUUGACCCUUUCGACCAAAUCGGUGCAAGAGACUUGCCGCGGGCAUUAAGGUACACUCUCGAGUAUGCCUUUGAUGUAUACUGGCCUGCGAAUGUCAAUAGUGCCCCUAGCGAUCAGUCAUAUUCACUCAUCCUACGCCGAGGAGCGACGAGGUAUCCUCACGCCUUCCACGGACUCGUAGCUUCUGCUGCAAUGUUUCUCCAGAGGAGCACCCAAAACCGUCAAGUUGCCACGGCAUGCUCUGCCUUGGUACGCACGAAUCGAGCAAAGGCCAUUCAGCUGAUUAAUGAAGAGCUCAAGCAAUUGCAGGGUGCAGUACCGUCUGAUGACCUCGUUAUGGCAAUGGUCGCCGUGGCUAGAGGUUCUGUUGCGCACGCGAGGGUCCCGCCCGCCAGCUCGAUCUCAAAGUCCCCAUUAGCCAGGGCGCAGAAUCUUCAUUUUUAUAGUACUCAGUCACUUGAGCCUGGGUACAUCAAGGCUUUCUUCGACAUCAUUGAUUUGAAAGGCGGCUUGGCUGGUGUCGAAACACCUGCGCUUGCAACGCUGGCAGAAUUCUUCGAUCUCACCGUCUCGACCUUGACAAGCCAUCGGCCGAGAUACGACUGGAGGCAUCCGCGGCGGCCGCUGCUCACCUACGAAGUCGGUGGUCUCAUCAUCGACCCUAUAUCGGCGAUGCUUCUCAAAGAUCUCGGCUCGGGCUUUGACAGAAAUAUCCUGCUCGACCUCUAUCCAACACUGAACAUGAUCUGUGAGCUUAUUAUUGCUCUAGACCGGUUGACACGCAAGGCAGUACCAGAGCCUGCGAUGCAUGACCUAGUCAAUGCCCGCAACGCCAUUCAGCAUGCGCUUUGCCGCGCGCAACGUUUCGCCAAUCCCGCGAGCCUGGAACAAGCCAUUUACGAUACUACUCGAGCUGCUCUGCUCUGUUUCAGCGAUAUGGUCAUUUUCCCAAUUCCCACCAGUACCAGUGUUCGAUUACGACUUGCUACCGAGCUCCAUGCUUCUCUCUCUGCGUGCGAGGCAUUCGACGGGUGGUGUCAUGGGUUUGAAGGAUUUAAAAUAUGGGCGACAACCAUAGGUGCAAUUGCGGCCAUCAAUCUACCCCUCAAGGGUUCCUUUCUUGACAUGUUGCACGGGCUCCUCUCCAUGGGCUACUGGUCAUGGGAAAUUCUCAGAAUGCAGCUGCACAACUUUGUCUGGUGGGAUUACAUGUGCGACGAGUUGGGACAGACUGUGCACGCAGAAGCAAUCAGGAUCGCCCCUUUUCCGACUCCGCCACCAGGGAAUCAACAGACACUCAUUUUCCGCAGUGGACAUCCAGACAAAUAGGCUUAUCCCUAACUCCAGCGUUGACUUAUUGACUGGGGGCCUCAACAACUCCGUCGUCCAGGGGCCAAGAAGCAUGCCUCACGGCUUGCGACGGGGCUAUUCUCAGUGUGACCUUCCAUGUGCCACUUGUAUAGAUCUUAAGGUCGUGUUUGGUGGCUACAGCCUCAGCACUCAGGCUCUUACUUGAAUAAAU
Molecule: messenger RNA, 2955 nt
Organism: Cladophialophora immunda
Lineage: Eukaryota; Fungi; Ascomycota; Eurotiomycetes; Chaetothyriales; Herpotrichiellaceae
Exons: 4
Coding region: 1041-2762 (573 amino acids)
Source: RefSeq, a predicted model, not a curated record